AUGCAUAUCGAUACAGACACUCGCUCUGACCCCUCAAACGCCCUCUCCGAGUCGCUGCAGAAUAGCAGUCAGCCCAGCGGUCUUGAGACCGUGUCGACGCCCGAAGCACAUCUCGAUGGCUCGCGGCAGGUGUUCGGUCUAAACAGAGUGGCCCAUUUACCCACCCCUUUAAGCCCGAACAACCUCGCCCCAUACAUGAACGGCAAUCAGCACUCCCCGACACACCAGCCGAUGCUGCCCUCCGCACUUUCGUCCUCGUCCGCUGGCCAGUUCUCGCGGCCACAUUUUGACCCGUCGUCCGCUUCACAAUCAGGCCAGAUGAUCACGCCCGACUCAAGAAUACGUUCAUCGUCCCCCAAAACUCCCCAACUGCCCCUCGGCAGCACCAACGGCAGCAGUGCCAUCAAGACGGAUCUAUCUAUAUCUCUCCAAGAACCGUUCUCUCAAAAUCGAGACCCCGUCUCGCCACCCCAUUCUCACUCCCGAUUGUCUUCUCCAUUCACUCCUCGACCAGCCCCCACGGAGAGCUCGACCAUCCAAGUCCCGAAUACUCCUCCAUUCCCGUCUCGAAUCACCGCAACCGAUCUUUCCGACCGCCCCCCAGGCGGUGAGAUCGACCGCAUCCGCGCUGAGCAUGCGCGCGCGCUUGCCGCCCAGAUGCGCGAGUCCGAAGCACGCCGUCCAGAGUACCUCCGCCGCGCUAGACGCACACUCCCGCCUGCGGACGCCGCUGCUGCCUCUUCUGCUGAUCCCGGGCUCGGGAUCACCGAGACGCCGGUGCGCGGGCGGCGCCUAGAGCUGUGGGGCAUCCACGAGACGAGCGAGGAGAGCUUCGAAGAGCGGCUGAUGGCGGGCGGGUACAGCGGAUACGGGAGCACAGGCAGUCCGUCGGCGGCUGCGAUGUCUGUCGAGCCGCCGCGAACGCCGCAGCGUGUGUCGGCGUCCCGCGCGCUCGAGUGGGCAAAUUUCGUCACGCCAGGCCCCCCGGGGUCUUCUUCUGCGAUCCCGGCCGAGGCCGAGGCUGCGGAAGGGGAUAGUAGCGACAAAGCGCUGCGGAAGCGGAGGCGGCUGGAGGCGUUCGAGCGGGAGGACGGCGCACGGAAGCGCACGCUGCAUCCUGUGGAGGUGGAGGGGAAGGGUCGCGUGCUGCUGGAUAUGACUGCAGAGGAGCUGCCGGAGCUGAUAGAGGACUUGGGCCACUCUCCGACGCGCAGACGAGGCGGGCGGAGGAAGCGGAGGGGCGCGCAGGCGGGAAGCGGAAAGAUGCGUGGGAAGGGGAGGUGGAAGGAAGAGGCACGAGAGACAGAGCGGGAUGCGCUCGCGCCAGAUUGGCCGGAUUCGGAGUUUCCGUGGUAUCUGCGGACGUUCGAGCGGCGGGAGCGGGAACAGCUAGAGCACGCGGAGCGGAUGAAGACGAUCGCGCGCUUCUUUGAGACGGGGAGUGACGAAGACGAGAGCGAGGAGGAAAAGGAGGAGGCGAUGGUUGUGGACGAAGGCGGGCGGAAGCUCGUGUUCAAUCCAUGCGACCCUGCCGAUGCCCGCGCGGUGCUUCUCUCGAAGAGGUGCGUGCGCGCUCUGGCGAGCGGCCGCCAACUGGGCAUGGACGUACACACUCCGGAAGAUGAGGUGGUCUGUGUCUGCCACGGUCGUGACGAUGGUCGCGAGCUGGUCCAGUGCGACGAGUGCAGGACGUGGUACCAUCUCGAAUGCAUCGGCGUCAAAGACAUCUCCGAGCUCGGCCAGGAAGAGGACCCGUGGUUCUGCCACCGAUGUGUGGCCGAGCGCCUUCGCGCCGACGACUAUGGCCCUGUCGACCCGACCAUGAUCCUGAUGACGACCGUCGAUCCGUCGGUGGCGGCGCGGAGGCACGCGUACGACCCGCUUUUUUACCAGGGCGCGCUGACAGACUCUCCCAUCGUUUCGUGGGCCCCAUCGCGCCCGCCUACCACGCCCACGAACAACCGCGACGGCACCGAGCUCUCUACGCGCUCCUCGUGGGGCGACAGCUCCCGCCACGGUCCGUCCACGCCGCGCACAUCGACGCACCGGGUCCAGAUUUACACGACCCCGGACGCGAUCGACCCGUUUCAGCCGCACGACUCGCCGUUUGACCCGACGUCGACGCCCUCGCGCGGGAUCCGCUUCGGCGCGCCGUUCGCGACGCCAAAAGGCGGCAGCGCGCUGUGGGCCGGGCGCAUACCCACCACCGGCCCGUUCUCGACGCCGUCGAAACCCCUCUUCCCGCGCCGUCUCCACGCGCCGUCGAGCGCCGCGAACGCUUUGUACGAUGACACGAGCAGCGGCUUCCAGCCGUCGUCGAGCCCGACGGCGGGCCUGCCCGCUUGGGACGACACGCCCGUCGACAGGACAGACCCGCGGCCGAUCGCUAUGCUGCCCCGCCGAUCCGCCGAGUCCCCGUUGAUGGGGCGGGGCAUCCCGAAGCGUCCCGAGCUGGAGGAUUCGCCGCUGUUGCUCGCGACGCAGCGGAGGUAG
Heterobasidion irregulare TC 32-1 is the source of this 2493-nucleotide messenger RNA. RefSeq lists its product as uncharacterized. The transcript has 6 exons. The record is from RefSeq and is a predicted model, not a curated record. Bases 1 to 2493 code for a protein of 830 amino acids. NCBI's taxonomy places the organism in Eukaryota, Fungi, Basidiomycota, Agaricomycetes, Russulales, Bondarzewiaceae.